Molecule: messenger RNA, 339 nt
Organism: Myotis davidii
Lineage: Eukaryota; Metazoa; Chordata; Mammalia; Chiroptera; Vespertilionidae
Product: protein p13 MTCP-1-like
Exons: 1
Coding region: 1-339 (112 amino acids)
Biological process (GO): positive regulation of peptidyl-serine phosphorylation
Molecular function (GO): protein serine/threonine kinase activator activity
Source: RefSeq, a predicted model, not a curated record
AUGGCUGAGCUUCCGCUGAAUGUGCACCUCACCUCGCACCCCAUCUUACUGAGGAUCCAUGGGCCCUCGGUGUACAAGGAUGAGAAGCAGUGUACGUGGCUGCAUCUCGUCAUGGAGACAGGAGGUGUCCUGCAAGUACGGUUGUGCCAGGAAGUCAUCCCCAGUGGGCAUAUCGCACUCAUCAGCAGCCCCGAGAUUUCGGGCACCAUACCUUCGAUGUGGUCGCUCCAGUUUGGCAGCCGGUACCAGGACUCCAUGGGCCUGUUCUGGCGCAUUGUGCACCACGUCAAUGAGAAUGGCAUGGAGGAAAUGAUCCUUGAGCUGAUGGACGACUCCUAG